This is a messenger RNA of Nothobranchius furzeri (turquoise killifish), 4404 nucleotides long. RefSeq names its product chloride intracellular channel 5b (gene clic5b). The record is from RefSeq and is a predicted model, not a curated record. Lineage: Eukaryota; Metazoa; Chordata; Actinopteri; Cyprinodontiformes; Nothobranchiidae.
UUGUUGGAGUUUGCCCAGGCGCUCACUCAGCCAAAGGCAGCCAGGCAGACACUUCGGCCACUCCAAGACUCUUUCCUCCCAGUUAAAACCUCGAGGUCGGCCUCCACCCCACCAGCAAACAUGGAACACAACUAUGAGAACUUAGAUCAGGAGAAGUUACCCACCGAGCGGCGUUUUGGAGCCAGCAGCUCCAACCCAAUGCCUUUGUAUGAGAACUCAGGUGAGGCCCAGGAGCAGCUGUACAGCGAGGUUCAAGUCCACGCCUCUGCAGAGGGAGAGCGCAACUCUCCAGAGUACAUGGAGCUCAGGGAUGAGGACAAACACAGCUCCUCAUCCUCAUCUUCGUCCUCAUCAUCCAGCGAUGAUGAGGAAGCCAAGGCAGCUGUGAUGGCUGUGGAGGAGUUAGUGAUGACCCUGGAGCUGCCGCCUUCGCCGAUAGUUGAGGAGCAGCAGGAGAUGAAUGACAGGUCCAGGCGCUCAUCAUCUACCUCACAUUCCUCUUCAUCCCAUGGAGAGAAAGGCAUCGAACCGUUGAUCCAACCUAAGAUCCAGGAUGAGGAUAACGUGGAGGAUGGGAUGCUGAUGUCCUACACCCAUCCCAACACGCAUCCGGAGCUGGAGGACUCCAUGGACUACAGCCUGAAGACUCUGGAGCACGUGAGUCCAGAUGAGGGGAGCGCUGCACCUGCUGAUCCAGGCCAGCCCACAGUUUCUCUCUUUGUUAAGGCAGGAAGUGAUGGAGAAAGCAUCGGAAACUGCCCCUUCUCUCAGCGCCUCUUCAUGAUCCUCUGGCUCAAAGGAGUGGUGUUCAACGUCACCACUGUUGACCUUAAGAGGAAACCGGCAGAUCUGCAGAACCUGGCCCCGGGGACGCACCCUCCAUUCCUUACCUUUGACGGGGAGGUCAAGACGGACGUCAACAAGAUCGAGGAGUUUCUCGAGGAAAUGCUGUCUCCUCCAAAGUAUCCCAAACUGGCUCCCAGGCACAGAGAGUCCAACACAGCUGGAAAUGACAUCUUUGCCAAGUUCUCAGCCUACAUAAAGAACACCAAACCCGAGGCCAACGCUGUUCUAGAAAAGGCUUUGACCAAAGCUCUGAAGAAGCUGGAUGACUACCUCUGUGGUCCACUGCCAGAGGAGAUCGAUGCAGACAGUACGGAGGAAGAGAAGGGCUCCAAGAGAUGCUUCCUGGAUGGAAACGAGCUCACCUUAGCAGACUGCAACCUGCUGCCCAAACUGCACAUAGUCAAGGUUGUCGCUAAAAAGUAUCGCAGCUAUGACAUCCCAUCAGACAUGGCCGGUGUGUGGAAGUAUCUGAACAGCGCCUACAAGCGCGAAGAGUUCACCAGCACCUGCGCCGCUGACACAGAGAUCGAGAACGCCUACAAGGACGUGGCGAAGAGACUGGCCAAAUAAGUCAUCCACCAAUCGAAGCCCAGACAAAACAAACUAGCAACACAUAAAAAUAUACGCAUACACAUAUUUAUUUUUGGUUCUGAAGAUGUUGUUCAUGUGAUUGUCUUUUGAAGUCUUCUCCAGUGACAUUUUCAGAAACACAAGAUCAUUUUUGUCGUAGCGAGCAGGUCAGAUGUCUCCUUCCAGCUCCAAAUGUGAUGGAUUGUAAUAAUUCAGCUCUCUCUUCAAACGGCAUUUCAAUCACACCAGCAGGCAGGCACGACAAAACACCAGUGGAGCAGGAGAUAAAUCAAACUGCGUUCAAAAGCAGCUCUUCAAGCUUCGCUGCUGUGAAACUUUUCUCAUAACUCUUUUUACUCAAACAUGAUUGUGUCUGUCUGUAUUUAUUUCUCAUUGCACAAAGCUCUCUUUCAUACAAUCUCCACCACACAGCCAAAUAUUUUACAAGCUGCUGAUGUAAAGGUCAGUCACUUUAUUUAUUCCCAAGCCCGCAGAAGUGUAGUCUGACUCCUGUGUUUAUUAUCUAGCUCUGGCUCCUGGGUAGACACCUUGUUUCAUCUGUUAUUGAUGAUUAAUGCUGAACGCUUUCUGAAUAUGAGCGUUCCAGGUUGCAGUUUCGUUUCGAUCGUCAGUCUUCACAGCGGGUGCUGCUUUGAGCUUUUCUUUCAAUUUCUUUAGCUUAUGCACAUCUUUAGAUCUACUCCAACUUCCAAAAGCUGUCUUUUUUAAAUAAUAAGUAAACAUUUUAAGAAACCAACUCUGAACAAAGAUUAGAGCAAAGUUUGCAUCUGAUUGUUUGGUUGCUAUAAACUGUGGUACCUAAUUUUUUCAAAAUAAAACUUUCUCCUUUAGUUGAUAAGAAUUAAAAUUAAACCACUUUGUCUCUGGUAACAUGACACGUGUAAUGCAGCAAGAGCUAAGACAUUCGUUUUUACGGGGCACCGAUUGUACAUUUGGCCAUAUUUAGCAUUUUAAUAGCUACAUUUAAACACAUUCAGCAUCUCAUGACAUACAAGUAUGUGACAUUGUUAAAGUCACGUUUUCCACCACUUUUGUUUUGAAAAUUUUUGUAAAAUUGGUACAUAGUUAAGCAUGAAUCCAAGCAGUAGUAAAAAUAUUUAGAUUGCAAAUCUAAACAUCUGAAGUAAGAUCUAAAUAUGACAGUUUGAAUCUAAGAAAUUUAAACUACUCAUGUAGAAAAUGAAAUCUAUGUAUUUAGAAUUUGAGCUAAAAACGUAGAUUUAAAUCUGAACAUGUAAAAGCUCAAUAUCAGGUUGAAAGAAUCCAAAUCCAAACUAUACAUAUAAAGUUAACCCUAAAUAUUCAGACUUUAAAGUGACAGUGUGUAUUUUCCCUGGCAAUAGGGGGCAGUGCAUACCUAAAUCAGUGCAAGCAAGCAUUAUUUUUGUGCUCAAAUAAGACCUUACCAACGGAUAGCCAUUGAGAUCAAAAAUCACUGGGAGUGCAACCUCCAGCCAGAUGACAAGCACAUCAGAUUUCCUUUCAUCACUGGCAAUGAGUGAAGGUAAAUGUGUAAAGCAACUACGUUUAUUAUUGGUGAAAGUUUUGUAACCAUUUGUUACAAAUCAGUAAAUGUGUUUUGUCCUCACGUGCUUCCGUAGAAGGAAACAUGGCAUCCAAUAUGGCGUCGCCGUUAUGAAACUGCCAAUAUUUUUCAACAACUGGGCAUCUUUGAAUUAAUUUACAACAAAAUUUCAAUGGAAAUUUCCAGAGAUUAAUGGUAAAAACUACACAUUGUCACUUUAAAUUUACAUUCGUAACAUUUCAUCUAAGUGUUCCAGUUUAAAUAUAAACAUAAUUUAAAACACACUAUUUACUUGAUAUGUGAGUCUGAUAUGCCAUAAAAAGGAAAAACAAACCUAAAUACAGGCAGGGUGAAGAGGCUCCCUAUCCAACGUCUCUGAGUCCCCUACAGUCCAUUCAAUCACAGAUUCUUCAUCCAUCUGCUGGGAAAACCCACAAAACUCCAUGUAGGGCUUCUCUUCAGACUGCUUUUACUUUACAGUUAUUUUACAGCAGUCUGAAAUUGCAAUUCAUUAAAAUAUUUAGUUAAAAACUUACUACAUUUAUACUUAGAUUUCAACAUUUAGAUCUGCAGUAGAUAUUUAAAGUUAAAUCUAAAUAUUUAGAUUUUUAUUCAUUUGAAUUAAACCUAUUAUGUUUAAAUUUGAUUUAACAUAUUUGAGUUUAAUGCUAAAUAUUUAGAUUUUAUUAUGAAUAGGAGCAACGUUUAACUUUACUCAUCUAGAUUUCUGCUGAGUAUUCUCUUUGAAAUUUCAUUCUAAACAUUUAGGUGAAACUUUAUUUAGAUUUUAUUUUAAUUAUUUAAGUUUUAUUUUAAAAUUGAUAUUAAAUAUUUAAAUGCAACUUAAAUACUUAUAUUUCAUAGUAAAUAUUUUCUUCUUGAAUCAUUUUUUGAGACUAUAAUGGUCAAAUAGGCUAUAGCAUAAUUGACUUUAAUGUUUAAUUAUACAAUUGGUUCCCCAUACAUUUGCAGAAUUUGGUCAGGGUAUUGAUUUUGUCUUAAGUUACCACAAGAUAUUAUAAAUGGAGAGACUAUUCAUUUAGUGGUCCCAAUCAGGUCUGAUUAGGUAGAGCCAUUAGUGCUGUGAUGAAAAGCGUCUUCCAGGCCAGGUCCAGUGUGGUGAGAAGCCCCCCCCCCUCCCCGCCCACCCCCCCCGUCCUUCCUACAGAAGGAUAUUUCCCCUUCUCUGAUGAUUCCAUCAACAUACUCAGCCUAAAAGUUAAAGUUAAAACGUUUCAGUGUCUAAAAACAGGAGAAUGGAAACUUUUCUUGGGGCUUGUUGUCGUUGGCUCCAUGUCUGGUUGCAACUUUAGCAAGAUUUCCUCAAAGAGCCACGAGGCUCUUGCAUGGUUUGGACAAGCUCAUGAUCUGAAAUUGGAGCAUGAUGACUGAGAGGGUUUGUUCUGAGCUAAGCUCCACAAAUAAAAUAAUAUUUUCACAGA